Tremella mesenterica DSM 1558 is the source of this 1122-nucleotide messenger RNA. RefSeq lists its product as uncharacterized. The record is from RefSeq and is a predicted model, not a curated record. Bases 1 to 1122 code for a protein of 373 amino acids. NCBI's taxonomy places the organism in Eukaryota, Fungi, Basidiomycota, Tremellomycetes, Tremellales, Tremellaceae. The transcript has 4 exons.
AUGUCAUUGGUCCUCCCUACUACUGCUCCAUUAUCGCCCACAGCAACUAUCAAAGUCGUUCGCAGGACGUUCCACCUUUUAAGCAAUGACGAACGGAAUGGCUCUGUAGGUCAUGAAAAUAAAUCGGAACACGUGUGGAAUGUGACGACUGUGAGAGCUUACCAAGCUGAUGUGUUCAAGGAAGUAACCUUCACCGUUGUUCUUGAUCACUUGGAGCCGCAUUCCAACGACUCGUCCGAUAAUGAUGCAGUGAAGCCUUAUGAGUCGAGCAAAAUCGACUUACAGGAUGCUACGGCCGUCGAUACGGUUGGCUUCCAGAUUGGUGGAGCGAAGAGUCUCGGCACAAUCAAGAUCCGACAGCAGAAUGGAGAGAUCACGGCACUUCGUAUCAUCGCGUCAACAGUUACAGAUGCUCAAGCGACAAGAGCGUGGGAGGCCCCUGAUGAUUUGUUGAGUUUCAAGGCCAAAAUGGAAAACACAACGGCUUUGACAAAUGAUGCGGAGUUCUGGAGGGGAAUCACUCAGAAGCCCACUAUGUUAAACACACAUGGAUUUGCCUCAAACCACUCCGAAUAUAUCUUGGACCCCAAUUCCGUUCGGAGUCUCGAGACUCUCCUGGGGAAGUCACAGCACCCCCCGCACUACAUCAUUGACAUUUCGGUGGAACAGCUUAAUGUACCUUCAGAUGGCCCUGUCUGCCAGGAAGCGAACAGCGUCUCGCAAAAGGCGUGGAAUAACCUCGAAUGGCUUCUCAGGAGAUUCGGAUAUGCUACUUGUACUGUCCCGAUGCUCGGACGAGCUUCGUGGGACCCGACACAUCCUAACACAGUACUCGUAGAGUACUGUACCCUCGAUCCUUUUCACCGGAUUUGUCUGAUAACAACGGAGGACCGCGCGUUAUGGGGUGACUACUUUGGCGCAGAUGUGAUAGCGAGAUCACAUAGUAUGGAAUGCAUGAGAGGUGCUGCUGAUGGUCUGAUGAAGCUCAGAGCCGUUGUCCUGACGUGGUAUUUCCUCCCUUCUGGUGCCAUCGCCCCAUCGACGUCCUCAACGUCGAUGACCUCGUUGACUUUCGUUUUGGCUUUCAACAUCCGAAAAACGGCCUCUGGCCUUUGGGGUUAG